CGCAUCGGCUCCCUGGCUGUCGCAUCACCGAGCGGGGAGGGGCCCCGGUUCCCACUAUUGGCUGGUAGGCUACUGUAUUACCGACAGCUUUACGGUAGGGCCACGGCCAGAGCGCGUGAGCGGUGGUCUUUUCAUCUCCCUGAAGAAGCGCAGUAUCUGCUGGCGUUCAACAUGAUUUUAAGGCGACUCUAGCAGCUGUUUUUCCCACACUCUUUCUUCAUCACACAACCGCGGAUACAUUGUCCGGACACCGCGAGAGGAGAGGAGCAUGUAACCGGGAGAAACACACCGGCGGCGGCGGCGGAGGCACCACCUGACACUUCUCGCUCUCGCGCUCCUUGUUUCCUAGUAAUUUGAGGCUUCUCGAUGUGUUGACUGGACUCUCCUGGUUGUUUGGGAUAUUAUCUUCAGCAAAAUGAGCGAAGAAGUGUCAGAGGUCCCCAAAGAGCUCCUGGAGAGUGUGAGGGAUGCAGUGGGGAGGAAGGUGAAGCUGUCGCUGAGGAGGAGAGUCAAACUGGAGAUCAAAGGAGACAAGACGGAGAACAGAGUCUUGGCCCUUGCGUCUCACCGAGCCUACCUCUUGACUGCACGCAUUCCUGCCAAGGUGGAACACUCCUUUAAUUAUCUGGAGAUCCAGGGGAUUGCUUGCAACAAGCCUACACAGCUGUUCAUAGAGUACGAGCGUGGCUCCUUCUCCCUGAAGCUGCUCUCUACAGAGGAGGUCAAUGAGGUGGUUGCUCACAUAGGAAACUGUCUGCUGAGGAUAUGUCCCGGUUUGCCACCCAGUAAAGUGAUGAAGAAGCUCAGCAUGGAGCCUCCAGACAGGCUGACCUCUCUGCAGACUCUGUGGGAGAACAACAAGCCUGCGGAGCCUGGACCUUGUGGCGGGUUUUCUCAGAUGUACAGAUGUGUUUGUGACUGGUUGGGGCUGCCUUACAAAGAAGAGGUGCAGUGGGAUGUGGACACCAUCUAUUUAACACAAGACACCAGAGAACUCAACCUGCAGGACUUCAGCCAUCUGGAGAACAGGGAUCUGGUGGCCAUAAUAGCAGUGCUGGAGUUUAACCAGUGGUUCACCAAGCUCUCCACCAAGGACUACAAACUGUCUGCAGAUGUGUGUGAGCAGAUCCUUCGGGUGGUGUCUCGCUCCAGUCGACUGGAAGAGUUGGUUCUGGACAACGCGGGACUCAAAACUGAUUUUGCCCAGAAGCUAGCUGCUGCCCUGGCCCAUAACCCCAGCUCAGGACUCACCACCAUUAAUCUUGCCAACAACCCACUGGAGGACAGAGGUAUUUCCUCCCUGGGUGCUCAAUUUGCCAAACUUCGUAUGGGGCUCAAGCAUUUAAACUUCUCCAAAACCUCACUAUCACCCAAAGGGGUGAACAGCCUUUGCCAGUCACUGAGUGCCAACCCGUCCAUCCCCAGCAGCCUGGUCCACCUGGACCUCUCAGGGAAUGUCCUCCGAGGAGACGACAUGCAGCAUUUCUACCACUUCUUGGGUCAACCUAACAGCCUGGCAACCCUUGACCUCUCCAACACUGACUGCUCAUUGGACCAGGUUUGCUCAGCUCUGCUGCGAGGCUCGGCCCAACACCUCUCUGUUCUUAACGUGUCAAAGAGUGUCUUCCCUCACAGGAAAGGCAAAGAGGUGCCUCCGUCAUUUAAGCACUUCUUCAGCAGCGCCAUGUCUCUCAGCUCCAUCAACGUGUCAGGAACCAAGCUGCCGCCAGAGGCCCUUAAAGCUCUCUUGCUCGGCCUGGCCAGUAACCUUAAUCUGAAGGACGUGUCUCUGGACCUGAGUUGCUGCGAGUUGCGGUCAGGAGGUUCUCAGAUCCUUGAAGGUUGUAUUGCAGAGAUCCCAAACAUCUCCAGCCUAGACAUCUCUGACAACGGUCUGGACUCGGACCUGUCCACUCUGCUGGUGUGGUUGGCCAAGAACCGAUCCAUCAGACACCUGUCUCUGGGCAAGAACUUCAACAACAUCAAGUCCAAAAACCUUGCUCCAGUGUUGGACAGCCUGGUCCAUAUGAUUCAGGAAGAGGAGUCGCCCCUCACCUCUCUGUCUCUAGCAGACUCCAGGCUGAAGAGCGAUCUCACCAUCGUUCUGAAUGCUCUCGGCAGCAACUCCUCGCUCACCAGGUUAGACAUCAGCGGGAACGCCAUGGGGGACAUGGGAGCCAAGAUGUUGGCCAAGGCUCUACAGAUCAACUCCAAACUCAGGACUGUGAUCUGGGAUAAGAACAACACCAGCCCUCAGGGUCUUCAGGAUGUAGCAGCAGCUCUGGAGAAGAACUUCACCAUUCGUUUUAUGCCCAUCCCCAUCAUCGAUGCCUCCCAGGCUCUGAAGGCCAGCCCCGAGAAAACAGAGGAUGCCUUGCUGAAGAUUGAGAAUUAUCUCUACAGGAACCAUGAAACCAGAAAAUACCUACAGGAGCAGGCCUAUCGGCUGCAGCAGGGCAUCGUGACCACAACCACACAACAGAUGAUUGACAGGAUUUGUGUGAAGGUGCAGGACCACCUGAACUCUCUGAGAAACUCCGAGACAGACGCCAUCUUGGAGGACGUCAGGUCAGCAGAGAGCCUCAUCAAAGAUGCCAGGAACUCUAAAACGCUGCUCCCUCACCUCUACCACUUAGGAUCAGCUGCCAGAGAGGAGGUGAACAGCUCGUCAGCGGGACCCAUCCAGGAGAAACUGGAGUCUAUGGCUGGAGAGGUGACUAAUGUCAUGGACCAGCAGCUACAGGCUCUGUUGGAGUCGAUGAUGGACGUAGCAGAGUCUCUGUGUCCCCAUGUGAUGAAGAGGAGCAGUCUUCGUCCAGAGCUAAUGAAGGCCAGCUCAACCAAGAUGGUCGUACCCAAAAGUUUUGUCACCAAAACCCUCCUGGAGCAGUCUGGGGUGGAUAUUAUCAACAAGAUCAGUGAGGUGAAGCUGAGUUUGGCAUCCUUCCUGUCCGAUCGCAUCGUUGAUGAGAUUUUGGAGGCUCUUUCCACUUCCCAACUCACUCUGGCGGACCAUCUGGUGAGGCGAGGUCGCCCCUUGAUGCAGCAGGAGUCGGUGGAUCUUGACGUCCCAGAGGAGAAGAUUCCCAAGCGGGCAUCGACAGAGAUACUGGAGGCUGAGAGGCUGGAGGAUCUGGAGACAUGCAUGAUGACUCCUAAAUCCAAAAGGAAGAGCAUCCACAGCAGAAUGCUGCGGCCAGUGUCUCGUGCCUUUGAGAUGGAGUUUGACCUGGACAAGGCCCUGGAGGACGUCCCUAUCCAUGUGGAGGACACUUCAACUUCAUCCCAAACUCCACCUACUCCAUCUCAGGUCCUGCCAAGACUGGAGCACCGUCCUCCAGGAGCGAUAGUGGAGCUGCCAUCUGAGGAGGAAAAGAAACUGCAGCACUUCACCAAACUGCGACCCCGCCGGAACAAGAAAACACAUUCCAGCAAAAUACCUCAAAUCAACAGUACUCCAUCUCAGGAUGGGGAGCAGAACGGCCUCAUGGGAAGGGUGGAUGAAGGUGUGGACGAGUUUUUCUCUACAAAAGUCACCAAGAUGGAUUCCAAACGUUCCAAGGGUUCUGAAUCUCAGGAUGGAGAGAAGAAGAAGAAAGGUGGAUUCCUUAACCUCAUCAAACGUUCCUCCAAAUCCGACAAAUCGGACAAAUCUGAUAAAUCGGACAAAUCAGAUAAGUCAGAGAAAAACCAGGCGACCCCUCCAGCCUCAGCCUCUGUAGCUUCGACACCAGCUUCCAUCCCUGAGGAGCCCUCCUCUCCAAAGGUGGCACUAAAGAGCCCAGCACCUGAGCCAAAGUCCAGAGACGCCUCCACCCGCUCGCAGCCCACAGACUACAGCAGCAGCUCAGACCGCUCAGAGGAGCUGAGGACGCCAGACUCCAUAGACGAGCCCUGGGAGUGUUCAGACGGCAGGGGCAGUCCUCAAGGAGGCAGGCGGUACCCAGGGUUGCAGAUGAUGGGCAGCGGCCUCCUGGCAGAGAUGAAGGCCAAGCAGGAGAGGAGAGCACACAAGUCUUCCAGCCCUGACAGGCCUGACAGCAAUGCAACAGCAGCCAAGCCCCAGCCCAUCAUCUCAGAGAGCAGGUCUCCCGGUGGCUCGAUGAAUAAAUCAGAACCUCCAACUGGUUCUCCAGAGAAGACACCUCUUCGUGGUGACACCAAACCCGACCCAGCGCCUCGCAUCAGGGCUACCUCCUCCUCAAGUCCCCCUGGGGGACCGAUAAGUCCUAAACCACCGGUGCCACAGGGAGCAAAGCCAGCUCUGGCUGCCCGGCCCACCAUUCCACUGAAGCCGAGGACCAGCAGUACCAGCAGGAGCAUAGAUGAGAGCUCAGACUCUCCCAGCAGUGGAGGUCUGUCUCCUAAGGUCACAGUUCUUCCUCCCACGCUGAAGAGGACGAUGUCAGAGAAAGACAAAGAGGGCCAGACUGGAGGCUCAGCCAUCAAAACCACUCAGGAUGUGAGGGCGGGAUCUGUGUCAGACUCUGUUCAGCGACCCAGUGCUCUUCGUGCCAACUCUGAGGAUCACGGCUCCUUCAAGUCCAAGGACCAAUCUCCAAACCCAGACAAAGACAGGGCAGCAGGCAAGAAGUCCUCAGACUCUGGGGAGGAGGCAGACAAAGACUUUAUUUUAAUUUGAGUAAGACAAAUUUACAAUUAAAAAAGCCUCAAGUGUUUUCCUUUAGAAAAGCAACUAAGGGAGAAUCUAAUCGACAUGCUUUCAUUUAUAUUCAAGGUUGUACCUGUAGGUCCUGUCUGACCGCAAAGUACAAAUCAUGUUUGGUUUGCAGGAAGCAGGAAGCCCUGCUGUAGUAUCAGGUAAUACACACUUUCAAAUUAAAUUUAGUUUGGUUAUCUAUGAUUAAACCAUUGAUACUGACACUUUUGGGGGGAAUAUCCUCAGUAAACUUCUCAGUCACAUCAUGUCACCUAGUAAACCAAACUGUGCAAAAUUCUCCUAAGAGCUUCCUUCUCACAAACAGCCUUUUUUCCUUUUGUCCUGCCCUCUGCUGUCAGGUGAAAAUCUCACAUCUCUAAAAGAAGAAACUUUUCAGGAUUUGAGAAAAUGAUUCCCAGAGUGAACGAGCGAAUACAGCCAAUGAAACCUGAAUGAAGUUUGUAAACUACUAAGAAAAAAAAAAGAU
Messenger RNA from Epinephelus fuscoguttatus (brown-marbled grouper), 5147 nucleotides. RefSeq names its product F-actin-uncapping protein LRRC16A-like. Gene Ontology annotation, biological process: regulation of Arp2/3 complex-mediated actin nucleation; cell migration. The record is from RefSeq and is a predicted model, not a curated record. Gene Ontology annotation, molecular function: protein binding. Gene Ontology annotation, cellular component: plasma membrane; lamellipodium. Lineage: Eukaryota; Metazoa; Chordata; Actinopteri; Perciformes; Serranidae. The transcript has 38 exons. Bases 416 to 4642 code for a protein of 1408 amino acids.